Ooceraea biroi (clonal raider ant) is the source of this 1545-nucleotide messenger RNA. RefSeq names its product COP9 signalosome complex subunit 2 alien (gene alien). NCBI's taxonomy places the organism in Eukaryota, Metazoa, Arthropoda, Insecta, Hymenoptera, Formicidae. The record is from RefSeq and is a predicted model, not a curated record.
UGGUUAGAGCCGGAGUAACGGUGAAGCUGUCGUUGUUGACAAUUGGAUCGUGCGAGGCUCAUCGUGUUGAUUCUCGACUGAACGCAGCCUGCGAGAUGUCAGACGGCGAGGAUGAUUUCAUGUGCGAGGAGGAGGAAGAUUACGGAUUGGAGUACUCUGAAGAUUCUAAUUCCGAACCGGACGUGGAUUUAGAGAAUCAAUAUUACAACAGCAAAGCCCUCAAGGAGGAUGAUCCAAAAGCUGCCCUACAAAGUUUCCAGAAAGUGUUGGAUCUGGAAGGCGGAGAUAAAGGAGAAUGGGGCUUCAAGGCCCUAAAACAAAUGAUCAAAAUUAAUUUUAAAUUGUCCAAUUACAAAGAGAUGAUGGCAAGGUAUAAACAAUUGUUAACUUAUAUUAAAAGUGCAGUUACUAGGAAUCAUUCGGAGAAGUCGAUAAACUCCAUAUUGGAUUAUAUUAGUACAUCGAAAAAUAUGGAAUUAUUGCAAGAUUUUUACGAAACCACAUUAGACGCUUUAAAAGACGCGAAGAACGAUAGGUUAUGGUUUAAAACGAACACAAAACUGGGAAAACUCUACUACGACCGUUCAGACUUUAACAAAUUGGCAAAAAUAUUGAAACAACUGCAUCAGAGUUGUCAGACCGACGAUGGAGAAGAUGAUUUGAAGAAAGGAACACAGCUGUUAGAAAUUUAUGCCUUAGAGAUACAGAUGUAUACAGCGCAGAAGAACAAUAAGAAAUUAAAAGCGCUUUACGAGCAGAGUCUUCAUAUCAAAAGUGCAAUUCCGCAUCCGUUAAUUAUGGGCGUCAUCAGAGAAUGUGGAGGUAAAAUGCACUUGAGAGAAGGUGAGUUUGAGAGGGCUCACACCGAUUUCUUUGAGGCGUUCAAGAAUUAUGACGAAUCCGGAUCACCAAGACGUACAACGUGUUUAAAGUACCUAGUUUUGGCGAACAUGUUAAUGAAGUCCGGUAUUAAUCCGUUCGAUUCGCAAGAAGCGAAACCGUACAAGAAUGAUCCCGAGAUCUUGGCGAUGACGAAUCUAGUUGUCAGUUAUCAGAAUAACGAUAUCAAUCAGUUUGAAUUAAUUCUAAAGCAAAAUAGGAAUAAUAUUAUGGAUGAUCCUUUUAUUAGAGAACACAUCGAGGAUCUGUUACGGAACAUACGUACACAGGUUUUAAUCAAAUUGAUAAGACCGUACACUAGAAUUUAUAUUCCCUUCAUAAGUAAAGAACUGAAUAUCGAUGUCUCGGAAGUGGAGAGCCUUUUGGUAUCUUGUAUUUUGGACAAUACCAUUCACGGUCGUAUAGAUCAGGUAAACCAAGUUCUCGAAUUGGACAAGAAAUCAGUAUGUGCCGCUCGUUAUAAUGCUCUUGAUAAAUGGGCAGGCCAGCUUCAGUCUUUGCAUACAGCCAUCGUGAACAAGAUGUCUUAAGCAGUACGGGCUGCAAUAAAACCGAAUUGAUCUUACUUUGUAUAGUAUAUAAAUAUAAAAAAACCAGCUCUAUACACACACGUGUAAAAAAUAAAAUCUAUUGUGAUAUAAUAAA